This is a messenger RNA of Astrephomene gubernaculifera, 1499 nucleotides long. The record is from the annotation of a GenBank genome assembly. Lineage: Eukaryota; Viridiplantae; Chlorophyta; Chlorophyceae; Chlamydomonadales; Astrephomenaceae.
ACUUUUAUCGCCUACCCUUAAGAAUUGACCAAAUACACUUCCACCCUACAAAAGCCUAACGUAACUUACACAUAUAACACAAGAACGUUUGCACAGCCCUAACGUCCGCUGACCAGCACGCUGCAAGCAAGAGGCCGUCGCCCCCUGUAAAGAGCACAACGAUGGGUUCUGGUGGUGCAGCUACCCCUGACGGUCGUGAAGGAGGCGUCAAACUAGUCGGCUACGACAACUUUGUGCGCCACAACCCGAAGAGCGACAAGUUUGCUAUUCACAAGUUUCACCACAUCGAGUUUUGGUGUGCGGAUGCAACCAACACUUACAAGAGGUUCCAGCAUGGGCUGGGCAUGACCCUAGUCGCCAAGUCCGACCAGUCAACCGCCAACACCCUCUACGCCUCCUACGUGCUUCAGAGCGGCGACCUGGUCUUCGCGUUCACAGCACCGUACGGCAAGCGCACGGCAGUCCCCGGGGAGGGCACCCCGCUGCCGCACUACUCUCUGGAUGGGGCGUACGAGUUCGUAAACACACACGGGCUGGCAGUGCGGGCCGUGGGCCUGCUGGUGGAUGACGCGCGCACCGCCUACGAGGUGUCUGUGGCGCACGGCGGGCGGGGCGUGCUGCCGCCCCUGGAGCUUACCGACCCGGCCAGCGGCGCCAGCCAGACGGUGGCGGAGGUGGCGCUGUACGGGGACGUUGUGCUCAGGUACGUGAGCGGCGGCUUCUCCGGCCCCUUCCUGGCCCGCUACGCGCCCACCCCCGACUCGCCGCGGCUGAGCUACGGUCUGGUUCGUGUGGACCACGCGGUGGGCAACACGCCCGACCUGCUGCAGGCGGUGGAGUACAUCAUGGGCUUCACGGGCUUCCACGAGUUCGCGGAGUUCGUGGCGGAGGAUGUGGGCACCGUGGACAGCGGGCUCAACAGCAUGGUGCUGGCCAACAACAACGAGUUCGUGCUGAUGCCCAUCAACGAGCCCACCUUCGGCACCCGCCGCAAGAGCCAGAUCCAGACCUACCUGGAGCAGAACGAGGGGGCGGGGCUGCAGCACCUGGCGCUAAUCACACACGACAUAUUCGACACCAUGAGGGAGAUGCGUGCCCGCAGCGACGUGGGCGGGUUCGAGUUCAUGCCGCGUCCCUCCGACCGCUACUACCGUGAGCUGCCCAAGAAGAUGGGGGAGGCGCUCACGCCGCAGCAGUACAAGGACGUGGAGGAGCUGGGUAUCCUGGUGGACCGCGACGAGCAGGGCGUGCUGCUGCAGCUGUUCACCCGGCCGCUGGGGGACCGGCCCACGGUGUUCAUCGAGGUCAUCCAGCGGCUGGGGUGUGAGAGGGAGGUGAGAGGCAGCGAGGUGAAGGACCGGGACAGCGGUGCAGUGGUGCGGAUCGAGCAGGCUGCCGGCUGCGGCGGAUUCGGCAAGGGCAACUUCAGCGAGCUGUUCAAGAGCAUCGAGGACUACGAGCGCACGCUGAAUGUGUGAGGAAGCGCACUGCGGAGGAGG